Molecule: messenger RNA, 1746 nt
Organism: Anopheles aquasalis
Lineage: Eukaryota; Metazoa; Arthropoda; Insecta; Diptera; Culicidae
Source: RefSeq, a predicted model, not a curated record
UCCAUCUUAUUUUCUUGCUUUUCGAUUAUUCUAGUUUUAUUAUUCUAGUAUUACCACCAUAAUAAGACGUACAUUCGACAUCUGUAAUGUGAAAGGAAUUAAUUUUAUAGAUCAAAUUUUCCAACUCAAAAACACUAGAAGGAUGUUAUUUCAACAAUGUGAUAAGUGAUUCUGUGCUAUCUUGACAACGAAAGUACUUUUUUGUGUCACAUAUAUGUGUUUUUUUCCUUUUAUCUAUUUCAUCAAAUGUACAUUCGUUAUCUUUUUCGCCAUGUAAACAAGCGUUCGCAAUGAUGGAAGUACAAUUAUUAAGAAAGCCAGACAUAAUUCGAAAGCAGGCCAGUGAGAGAGGAUAUUCAAAACAAUAAGAGGAUUUUUUAAAGAUCGUUUGUUUAUUUCACUAUUACCAAUUAUCAUUUAAAUUCGAUUUCAUUCCAACAAAAAUCUUCAUAGGGCUUUGAAAUACUAUUGUGUACUUUUGUACACAUUACGUCGGUAUCCUAGUGACAAACGAUGUGCAAUGGAAUUACAAAAUCAAAUAUACGUAAUUAUAUCAGUGUUCGCCAGUUUAGUAAUAUUAUUACUCAUUUUAAUCGUAUUACUCUCUAUUUACGUAAAAAAAUCAAUUCAAAUGAUAUCGACUAAAAAAGAAAAUGUAGAGUAUUCUAAUAACGGAUUGUUAACUAUGAAUAAGCAUGCAGUUCAAAGUAGGAAUAGUGAUACGCGUGGAUCUUUGAACCUCGGUUAUGCUUCAGAAAUACACAAGAGUGAGGAUGGGUACAAAGGCAUCGUUGUAAAAUCUCGAAAUUACGACAACAGCGAAACUAGCCACACCUACGACGAUCGAGGAUAUCGUAAAGAAAUUGCAUUUGGCAAACAAGUACCAGAAAGGCGGAAUGAUAUUAGACCACAUGAUUCUACACAACCGGAUGCAGCUAUAGCUGGUAAACAUUUCAGCAUGGUGUGUACAGAUACAGAUGGAUCCAACAUUUUCCAAAUGGACGGAUAUGGCGAAGCAUCGGAUGGCUUAGAAAGUGCGAAUGCCAGGCAUAACGUGCGAUAUGUUGAAAAUCGCAGGACCAAAUCAUCUCCUGUCGAAUCUGAAACGAUUUCAACGAAUAACAGCCGUGUUAAAGGCCGCCCUAAUACUAACAACGGUCGUUCUAACCACCAUCCCGCUAAUAAGAACAAAACACAUAAAGACGUGGUUGAUACUUUUGAUGAACGGAAUCCUAGCUGUUAUUACGCUCGUGAUACACAUGAUGCCAACAUAUCUUUUUAUGAAAGAGGAGUAAGCUACUGAUGUAGUCUAUCGUUCCCUCAACUAUUAGAACGAGUGAUUUUACUUUCAAUGUAAUUUUUCAAGAAAUAACAGAAUCAUUAAAAUGAUUGCAAACGCGGUAUAAUUAUCACCCGACAGGAUUAUACCUAGAAUAUAUAGUAGUGAAGGAAGAUACUUUUGACUUUCUUGAGAUGUAUAUGAGAAUGAUAAGCGUUACCGUUUAUUGUGAGAAGUUAAUCUAAUAUUCAUUAGUCGUGCAUAAAUGAGUACUAAAAUAUAUUAUUAAGCUUUGUUCACGAACAGAGCACAAUGCAAAUCAAUCAACAAAAGGUAUAAAUUAACACGAAGAUUACUGUUUAUCGAUUGCGUCUUUUUAUUAUCCGACACUGUUUCGGUUGAUGUUACGCACCAUCUUGGGUACUAGUUGACGCAUUGAAUCGAUUGUGCCCUUAAGCUAUUGACCC